Messenger RNA from Monodelphis domestica (gray short-tailed opossum), 1044 nucleotides. NCBI's taxonomy places the organism in Eukaryota, Metazoa, Chordata, Mammalia, Didelphimorphia, Didelphidae. The record is from RefSeq and is a predicted model, not a curated record.
AUGCACUUGCUGCUGCUGCUGCUGCUGCUGUGCCAGAUCUGGCAGGAAUCUUCCUCUGAAAAGGAUCCAGAGUUUUGGAUUAAUGUAGAGGAGAUGGUGACCCUGCAGGAGGGGCUGUGUGUUUCCAUCCCCUGUUCCUUCCAUUACUCCCAGCAACAUAAGAAUAACAACACAGCUCAUGGAUAUUGGUUCCAGAGGACAAAGCAAGAUAAACUGGUGGCCACCAGUGAUACCCAACAAGAUGUCCAGUCCUGGGCCCAGAGCAGAUUCCACCUCAUUGGAGACCCACAGAUGGGCAACUGCUCCUUGAGCAUUACUGGGGUCCAGAAACAGGAUCAUGGGAAUUACUGGUUCCAGGUGGAGAAGGGGGAUCUGAGAUACAAUUACACCUCUAAAAUGCUGUUUGUCCGUGUGGAAGGUGAGCACAGUGUCCCAGGGAAGUCCUUGGGAGUGAUGGGAAGCCCAGAACAAUACAGUUAUCAAAGAAAUGGGACAGAGUAUAAAGAAGGCACACCUUUGCUGAUCCUGGAGGGUGAAUCCCUGAAACUUGACUGUGCCGCUGCCAGUAACCCUCCAGCUACCCUGAGCUGGUCCUUGGGAGACCGAAACCUGACCUCCUUGCAGACCUCCUACCCUGGGGUCUUGAGCCUGGAAAUGACAUCAUUGAGAGAAGAAGAUGGAGGAGAAUACAUGUGCCAAGCCCACAACCGACUGGGGGCCCAGAAUCUCUCUCUCUAUCUCUCUGUGCAGUACCCACCAAGGAUGCUCAAUCUCUCUUGCUCCAAGACCAAUGGGAGUAUUUUCUGUACCUGCUCUGCCCAGGCAGUACCAGCCCCCUCCCUGGACUGGUGGAUUGGAGAAAGCGCUCUGGAAAAGAAUAGCUCUGAGGAUACUCUCCGGGAGGUAUCCAUCACUUCUGGGACCUGGACCAAUAGCAGACUCAGCAUGAAAAAGGAGCUUAACCAGAACCUCAAGAUCCGAUGUGAGGGGAAGAACCAGUAUGGUGUACACAAUCUUAGCAUCCUACUGACACCAGGUGAGUAG